Messenger RNA from Haliotis rufescens (red abalone), 1705 nucleotides. RefSeq lists its product as uncharacterized. The transcript has 9 exons. The record is from RefSeq and is a predicted model, not a curated record. The coding region runs from base 430 to 1695 and encodes 421 amino acids. Lineage: Eukaryota; Metazoa; Mollusca; Gastropoda; Lepetellida; Haliotidae.
CCAUGCUCUACUGAAGCUUAAGUCUCGUUAAUCUAAAAUGGAAAAGGGAAUUUUAAUCAUCGCACGUCAACAACAAAAAAGCGCCUGGGCGAUUACUCCACUGAAUACGGUAUGACGGGCAGGGUCUCCAGCCGCGAUGGCGUGUUGGGCGUCGCCCUAACAACACAACUGGAAAUUUCAUCUGACAAAAAAUAACAGUUACACAGCGUCACGUGAUCAGAAAAUAUGCCGUAGAGCGAAGACCGGGGGGCUAGGCUAUCAGUUGACGAGAGUUUAUAGCGUGGGAGAAGGGACCGUUCAAUAGUUAACAAGGGGAAUAGGAUCGCCAGGUCGUCGUCAGUCCGAAAGUUUAGGUGCCUAGUUUACUGUAGACGGAGCCUGGCUUGGUGUGAGAGUCACUUGAAGGCACGUGCAAGCAGCAGAGCCCGGAUGAAGCCAUCAUGUCGCGUCUUAAAGUUGCAUUUGUUUUCAGUGGUAUUACUUGGUUUCGCGUGUGCUGUUGGCUUACUCUUUAUCGGGGAGGCAAGAAGAACCACAAGCAGACACGUUAAGAAGCUGAAACCCAAGUAUCGACAUGGGCCUGGUCCGACCUUCAGGCAUGACAUGGAGAAGUUAGAUGACAGGCAGCUUGUGGCCGAAAUCGAUGUGGAGGACGACGUCAAUCAGUUAGUUGACAUAUUCCGGCAAAAAGUAGCAACGCUGAAGCAGCAGAAUAUUUGGUCAGAGUUGCCGCCCUUUUCACGGUGCACAGGCAAGGAAAAGAAAGCAUUGGACAUGUGCAAUGACACAGCUGCCUGCAAACACCCACUUCCGGCGGCUGACAGCCAAGAAAACAUCCGCAAUAUUCUUACACCUGUAACCAAACUCAAAGAGGGGGCACUGGGAAGGAUAAAGGAUGUUUUCAACAUACAGGAGAGGAGGAAAUAUGCUUUUGUCACGGCAGCGUCAGCGGAUCACUUUGAUGAAUCCCAGGAGAUGAUCAUGACUCUGGACAAAUACAUUUUCCCUCAUUUGAGCAACUACUCCUUCUAUUAUUACGACAUGGGGCUGAACAGAAGUCAGGUCAAACUGCUUCAGAAAUAUGGAAGGGCUGAAAUAAAACGCUACCCGUUUGAUUUGCUGCCUGAUCGGUUUUCCUACUUGAAGUGUUACUCGUGGAAGCCCUUGGUGAUACAGGCUCAUUUUGACAAUGCGGAGUACACAUUUUGGUUGGACGCCUCUGGACGGUUCGACAAGGGCAACCUGCGUGAAAUGUUCGACAUGCUGAAAGAAACAGGUGUGCUUUUGUCACCAUGGCCAAAAUAUCCUUUUGCACAACAUUGUUCAAAGCACAUGUUUUCCUACUUCAACACUGAACCAUGCCACUUUUCAGUUUAUCACGAAUCUGAAGCCAAUGUGAUAAUGCUACACAACCAGCCAUUCACAAGACGUCUUAUAAUGGACCCGUGGGUGUCCUGCGCAGUGGACCCAAACUGUUUGUGUCAUCCAGGCGCAACCAAAUUGUACUUUUGUUCAUUCGGCACCAGGAAGUAUGGGAAAUGUCACCGGUAUGACCAAUCAGCCCUCAAUUUGAUUCUUCUACAGAUGUUCAGAAGGAAUAUAGAUUCUAUACAAUAUAAGAAAAAGAAAUACGCACAUGUCUCCCGAAAAAUAGGACAAUUGUACCUCAGUGAAACGUACAAUAAAGUGUUAUGAUAUCACUGUG